This is a messenger RNA of Ostertagia ostertagi, 438 nucleotides long. The record is from the annotation of a GenBank genome assembly. Lineage: Eukaryota; Metazoa; Nematoda; Chromadorea; Rhabditida; Trichostrongylidae.
AUGGACCGAGAGUAUAAAAGAGAUGCGAAAACACAAGAGAAGAAUAAAAAUGGCUCAGUGAUGGCACGACGAUCAGAAAGAUGCCAUCUCAGCACAACAAGUUACCAAGAAGAAGAGACCUGGCAUGGAUAUGCCGCGGAAGGAGUCGUUGGCAACACGCUACCGCGACUCUCACAGCUGCACAUGGAGACUGUCGGCACUGUAUAUAAGCCUCCCAUGAUGACUCACGAGGCUUCUUGGCUUCUUGGCUCCUGUCUUCUUCGCUUCAUCGUUGCUGGCUCCGUGCUCCGUAUUCAGCUGGUUCGAAGUCGUCUUCUCGAAGGAAACAAUACUCGUCCCUCAAUAACAAUAAUCAAUAACCGUACCAAAACGAAUCAAUAUCCGCGUGGCAGUACAAGUACUGUAAGGCGAGCUCAAUACAACCCCCAAGGCUGCUAA